CGGUGAAGUACAGAGGAUUGACCUCCGGCUCAAAAAUGCACAUCAAACAGAUCGUCAUCGAGAACUUCAGGUCCUACAGGGGACACCAUGUUUUCGAUGGCCUGCACCCAGGACACAAUGCCAUAGUUGGUCUCAACGGUUCCGGCAAGAGCAGCCUCCUGGAGUCCAUCAGCUUCGUCCUGAGCAACCGCUACUACCCAAUCACAAAAGACCAAACGAUCUCAGUGAUUAACGACAACCCCAUAAACCACACGAGAUCGGCCUCAGUCGAGAUAAUCCUCUCGAACGACGACAAUGUCCUCUCAGUAGACGCCCCAGAGGUUCGAAUCCGCAGGGUGAUCUCCCUCGAGUUCGACCGCAUCACCAUCAACAACGAGAGCUUCGAUCCCGCAGACCUCUUCCAGCUGCUCUCACCAGUCUUCCCCAGGGAGAACCCCUACUACAUCGUUCGACAGGACGAGGUGGCUCAUCUGGCCACUGGCACUGACUCUGCCCGGUUCAAAGUAAUCUCCACAGCGAUCGGAGUCCACAAGUUCGACGAGGGUAUCACGAACCUCGUCUCCGAGAUCGCGAAGAAAACCGAGCACAUCGAGCACCUGCAGGCGGACCUCGACCGCCACAGCGAUAAGCUGUCCUCCAUGACGACCAAAUACCAGCACUUCACCAGAAUAAACAAGACGAGGCGUUACCUGGAGCACAAGCUCUACGGUCUGAACCUCCGGGAGUUGAAGUCCGACCUCUCCCGGCUCGCAGAGCCCUACGAGGAGGAGCUCCUGAAGGCCGAGGGAGCAAGAAAAGCCUACGAGAGCGUCAACUCGGAGUGCGUCGCCUUGAACGCUGAGGCCAACUCCCUCCAGGGGGAGAUCGACCUGCUGAAGAAGCUGAAGAGGAAGGCAGAGGCCGAAGACAUCGAGCUGACGAAGGAGCUGAACGCCCUGGGCCUCGAGGAGGCGGAAAUACGAGAGAAACUCCAGGGUUUGGAGUCAGGGGAGCUCGAGAGUUUCGACGAACGACGACAGAAGCUAGUCUCGAGGAUCUCCGACCUCGAGGAGAAGUCGAAGACGAUCGAGAAGGAGCUGCUGGAGACGAGGGAGGGCUGUGACGAGGCCUGUCGAGAGCUGGAGCGCCACGAGUACCAGUUGGUGGGCCUCUUCAGGAAGAAGAUGAUGGUGGAGAAGCUGAGGGCAGGGGAUCACGACCUCAGUGACAUAAUGCCAAGGGCUUCCCAAGUCACCAGGACCAUUCGGGAGGAGGAGGAGGAGGUGGCCCAGCAGGAGAUCAACGUGGAGAAGGCGUUCGCUCGGAAGACCGAAGGUGAGAAGGAGCUGGGGAAACUGAGGAAUCAGUUGAACGAAGUGAAGCUGCUGCUUCGUGAUCAGAAGAGGGAGAAGGAAGAGCUGCAGAGGUCGAGGUGUGACCUCCUGGGGAGGAGGAAGGAGCUGCAGAGGGAGGCAGACAUGCUUCGUGAUGACAUUGAGACACUGGUGAACAGGAUUGGGACGAUUAAACGAAAGCUCCAGGUGGUGGUUAGAGGGGAUGUUCUCGAGGGGAUCGAGUCGGUGAGGAAGAUUCUGGAUGACUGGAGGCAGAGGGAUGACAGGUUGGACCUUGUUAAUGGGGUCAAGGGGAUCUUGCUGGAGGUUUUUACCUGCAGUCAGCCUUCGGUGGCUUUUGCCGUGGAGGUCAGGGGUGGCGACCAGCUGUUCCAUCAUGUCGUGAGGGACAGGCUGGUGAUCUCUGAGGUUUUGAGGGAGAUGAGGGAGAGGAGCCUGAGGGGAAUCGUUAAUUUCAUCCCUCUGGGGGAUGUUGAGGAUCUCGAGGUGAGGUAUCCCCCGAGGGAGGAGUUUAAUUGCAGACCUAUGGUCUCGUUUCUGGUGCCGCGUGAGGACGAGUUCAAGAAGGCCGUGGACUUUGUCUUCGGGAAGACUGUUAUCGUGAUAAAUCUGAAGGAUGGCAUUGCUGUUGCGAGGACGCACGACCUCCAGGCGAUUACUCCCCAAGGACAACAGGUCCUGGGGAAGGGAAAAUUCAGAGGUGGUUUUCGAGACAACACGACCUCUCGAGUAGAGCUCUACAGAGAGUUCUCCGAGCAGAGAGACAGGCUCGACGAGGUCAAGUCCACUUACAAGCGCCUUCUCUACUCCCUCCAGCGGACCGACGAGGAGCUCCUCCUGCCCAUGUCUGACCUCCAAAAACUCGACAUGAAGAUCUACGCGUCUGAGCAGCACAUCUCACGCCUGCAGAUCGACAUUGCCGAGGCCUCCAGAAGCCUCGAGCUGGCGAACGACGAGUACUUCCCCCUGAGGAAGUACCUGAACGACACGAAGAUGAGACUGGAGGAGUCGAGGCUGGAGCUCUCAGUCGUGGAGGCAGAAAUCGAGGAGCUGGAGAGGACGUCCGUCGAGGAAGUCGAGGUGUCCAUUCAGCAGCUCCAGGAGGACUCCUUGUGGCUGGAGAAACGAAAGAAGAAGGCGACUGCUGACAUCCCCCACCUGGAGACCAGAUUGAGCUCCAUCAGGGAAAUUCUCUCUCGUUUUCAGAGGGACAAGGACGAGCUGGAAGAGCAUGCAAGGGAUUAUUCCCCGGAUCUCCUCCAGGAGCGACUGGUUGUCGUCCAGCAGAACCAGGAGAAAUGCAGGAGGAACCUGGAGGAGGUGGGCCAGAGGCUGGAGCCGAUCAACGAGAAGAUAAUCGCACUCACGAAGCAGUUGUCAGAGGUGGAGAAGACCCUGAGGGAGUUGGACUUUGAGGUGGAGAAGGCCAGGAUGAUCUGGGCGGCAGCGAAGGAGGACGUGGAGACGAUUGAAUCGAAGAUGGAUAGCCUGAAGGAGAAGAUGGGGGAGUGGGAGAAGAGGCUCGCCAACGUGGGGACCCUCCCCAGCAUCCGGAACCACAGGGUUUUUGACGAUAUGGGGAAGAAGGCGUUGGAGAGGAUGAUCAGGGACAUGGGGAGGGAGGAGAAGAGUCUCGGGGCUGUGGACUCUGGCAUCAAGGCCAAGAUGAAGAAGUUGGAGGGGCAGUUGAAGGCUUUGGAGGAGCUGGUGGUGAGGGAGGAGGAGAGGAAGAGGAGUUACGAGGUGGAGAUGGAGAGGAUUGAGGGGGAGAGGGUCGAGGCCUUGAGGGUUGGAUUCGAGAGGAUCAACGAGUUUUUUGGGGAGAUUUUUGGGGAGAUUGUGGUGAAUGGGAGGGCUAGGCUGUAUCCAGUGGAUGAGGAUGGGGGGGAGGUGGAGGAUGGCGAUUGGGGGAGGGUCAGGGGGGUGAGGAUGAGGGCGACAUUUGUUGGGGGGCAGGAGGUGGAGAGAAUGCAUCAGCUCUCUGGGGGACAGAAGACUGUCAUCGCUCUGACUUUGAUAUUUGCUGUUCAUAGGUUCAAGCCAGCGCCUUUUUAUUUACUUGAUGAGAUUGAUAAGGCACUUGAUGAGAGCUUCAGGGCCUCUGUGGCUGGGCUGGUUCAUGGGUUGAGUGGAAGUGCCCAGUUUUUGAUCAUUACGUUUAGGGAGGAGUUGUUGAUGCAGGCUCAGAGGUAUUUCAAGGUGACUUCUCGUCAUGAUUGUUCACAUGUGGAGGGCUGCAGUAGGGAGGAGGCUGUGGAGAUCAUUAGGAGGGAUCCUGAGGAUGAGUGAAUGAUUCUUCAAUUAUUUUUACAUUAUUUGUUCAUUUGCUGCAGAGUUUGUCGUAAGCUCGUGCCAGAUUUAGACUCUACUAUUCAUUUGUCCAUUUUUAUUAUUUUUUUAUUCGUGAUUGCAGGCAACUUUCUGUAAGAAAAAUGCCCCAAAAGUGUUGGAUGACUGUAAUUUAAUAUCAUUGUAAACCAUUCGUUUGUCUGUACUGUAUCUC
Messenger RNA from Diachasma alloeum, 3837 nucleotides. It is a transcript of the gene Smc3b, whose product is annotated as structural maintenance of chromosomes protein 3. The record is from RefSeq and is a predicted model, not a curated record. Gene Ontology annotation, cellular component: chromosome. The transcript has 6 exons. Gene Ontology annotation, molecular function: double-stranded DNA binding; ATP binding; protein binding. Gene Ontology annotation, biological process: mitotic sister chromatid cohesion. The coding region runs from base 36 to 3623 and encodes 1195 amino acids. NCBI's taxonomy places the organism in Eukaryota, Metazoa, Arthropoda, Insecta, Hymenoptera, Braconidae.